This is a messenger RNA of Dreissena polymorpha, 5255 nucleotides long. Its product is annotated as THO complex subunit 2-like. The record is from RefSeq and is a predicted model, not a curated record. Gene Ontology annotation, biological process: mRNA export from nucleus; mRNA processing. Gene Ontology annotation, molecular function: mRNA binding. NCBI's taxonomy places the organism in Eukaryota, Metazoa, Mollusca, Bivalvia, Myida, Dreissenidae. Gene Ontology annotation, cellular component: THO complex part of transcription export complex.
GACCUAUAAAAUACAUGUAUUCUAUAGUUCUUUGAUAAGAUAGAACCUGGUCCUAGUACCUAUCAAACAGAUUUUUGACUACAGACAACAAACAUGAUUUAAAUUUAAGUCGGUUUAACAGUACAUAAACGCCGGUCAGUCGUGAAUGCAAUCAAGCAGGCGUUAAAAAAUAAAAUGGCGGCGACAGCUCUCUCCGCUGAACAAUGCAAACAUUGGGAAAAAUCAGGGAAACAAGAAUUUCUCAAGUUCUGCAAUGGAGUUGGAGAUAGAACUGUGCUGUCAUCCCUUGGGAACAGGGACUUCAGGCAUGCUGUGUAUGAUGUUUGCCAGCAUGUGGUGAAGGGAAAUCUCAAAGUGGAGCAGGCUGUUCAUGUGUUCACAGAUUUAAAGGACAGAUACCCAGAUCUGGUCUCCCUGGUUGCUGAUGUCCUCAGUUUGGCUGAUGUAGAGCUGAGCCUUGUAGAGGAGGUUAAGGGGGCCAGGGAUAGACUGCAUGCCUUUAUCCAGACUGUUGCACUGGCCUUUGAUUGUGAGGCUCUGUUAAAGACACGAUUGGAUCCUGAAACCUUGGAGAAUACGGGCCUUGUAUCAAACAAAAGCGGUUUCACGCAAAAACAUGUCAAAAUAAAGACCAGACUCUACUACAAGCAGCAGAAGUUCAACCUGUUACGUGAGGAGAGUGAGGGCUAUGCUAAGCUUGUGACCGAACUCAACCAGGAGAUCACAGACAAGCUCACACCUGCCGUGGUCCUACAGAACAUCAAAUCUCUCAUUGGCUGUUUCAACCUGGACCCAAAUCGUGUCAUAGACAUUCUCUUGGAGUCGUUUGAAAACAGACCAGAGCUGGAGCAUUUCUAUGUUGAGCUCAUACGUUCCUAUGUAAAGGACACCGACACACUUUGCCACUGCCUAGGCUUCAAGUUCCAGUUCUUCAAGGAUGAGGCAACUCCAACCUCCCUGUUCAAACUUGCUGCUCUGCUUCUCAAAAAUGAUCUCAUUCAACUUGAGACUCUGUAUCCACAUCUACAUCCUCCGGACGCCACGAUCCUUGAGCACAGCAAGAAGGAGAUGGCGGACGCUAAGACGUACGCGCGCAAGCUGAUGGUGGUCAAUCUGUCUGACAAGGCCAACGAGGAGAAGGCCAAGGAGGAGGAGGCACUCAAAGUGGACGUGCAUGAAAAUAAUCAGAAACUGGGCCUGGUGGAAGCCUUACUGAGUAUUGGAGCCUGGGACCAGUCUAAAUGCAUGUUAGACUGGCUGCCGGAAUUCUUUGCCACAACCCACAAGCCUGUGGCUGCUGCCCUUUGUGUGAUGAUACACACUGCCAUGGAACCAGCGUACAGGAAAUAUAGUGGACUUACCACCAAGCUGGCGUCUAAGUGGAAAAAGCCAGAUGAGAUGGGCUGUGCAGUUCCCAGAGCGAGCACAUACAAGGAGCUGAACACACUGGUGUUUCCCAUGGUUACCUACCUGGGCCCCUACAUAGCCUGUGACCCGGUUCUGCUUGUGAAGCUGAUAAGGCUGGGCAAGGAGUAUAUGAACAAGAGGAAGCAGAGCACAAUGUCGGUGGAUGACAACAGCCUGUAUUUUGGUCUGCUGAACAUCCUGGAUGAAGUGCUACUGCCCAGUCUCUCAUUCCUCUCCUGUAACUGCUGUGUGUCUGAGGAGCUGUGGGGCCUGGUGAAGAUGUUCCCUUAUGAACUCAGGUACAGAGUGUACGGUAACUGGAAGAAUGAGCUCUACAACUCUCACCCCCAGCUGAUCAAGGUGAAGGCUGACUGCCUUGAGAAGUCCAAGUACAUCAUGAAGCGUCUGGCUAAAGAGAAUGUGAAGAUAUCAGGUCGGCAGCUUGGCAAAUUGAGUCACAGUAACCCAGGAGUUCUCUUUGAAUAUAUCAUCCGUCAGAUUGAGAAGUACGACAACCUGAUUGGUCCAGUUGUUGACGCCCUCAAGUAUCUGACCAAUCUGUCAUAUGACAUGCUCAUAUUCUGUAUAAUUGAAGCAGUGGCUGGUCCUGAGAAAGAGAAGACAAAACUGGGUGAAACCAGUCUAGCAGGCUGGCUACAGAGUCUGGCCAAUUUUGCUGGGUCUAUAUGUAAGAAAUAUCAAGUGGAGCUUUCUGGCCUUAUGCAGUAUGUUACCAAUCAACUGAAAGCAGGGAAAAGUAUUGACCUGCUGUUGAUGCGUGAGAUAGUGCAGAAGAUGGCUGGCAUUGAGAUCUCUGAGGAGAUUACCAAGGACCAACUGGACGCCAUGUCUGGCGGAGAACUGCUCAGGCAAGAGGGAGGUUACUUCACGCAAGUGCGCAACACGAAGAAGUCGUCAAGUCGCCUCAAGGACACCGUGCUAGAACACGACCUCGCUCUUUCCCUGUGCCUUCUCAUCUCCCAACACAGGGACGCAGUCAUAUACAAGGAGGGUGCCAGGCAUCUCAAACACUUUGGCAAACUCUACGAUCAGUGCCAGGACACACUGGUGCAGUUUGGCAGUUUCCUGUCCAUGCAGCUGUCCACAGAGGAGUUUGUGAAGCGCCUGCCCCCCAUAGACAAGAUGGUGGGGGAGUACCAUGUACCCCCGGACGCUGCAUUCUUCCUCUCCAGGCCACUCUACAGCUAUGACAUUAAUGCCAAGUAUGAUGAGUUGCGCAAGGCAGAGAGAGCAGACAAAGACAAGAAGGAUAAAAUGUCAUCAUCUACCAAGAUUCAGAAAUACAUUGAAGCCUCUGAACUUGUGAUGACCCCUGUUGUUGAGAAUGUCAGGCCUUUGCAGUCCCCGAAAAUCUGGGAAGAUCUCAGCCCGACAUUCUACGUGACUUUCUGGGCACUUUCUAUGUACGACAUUCAUGUGCCCAACGCAGCCUAUGAGAAACAGAUCAGCCAUCUGCAGGCACAGGCUCUCAGUGUUGAUGACAACAAAGACAUGCCUCAGAGCAAGCGGAAGAAGGAGAAGGAGCGCUGCAGCCAGCUGAUAGACAAGCUCAAAGAGGAGGAGAAGAGGCAGACGGAGCACGUCCAGCGAGUCAACGCACGCCUCAAGGCACAGAGGGAGCAGUGGUUUGUGUCACGUGCGACUAAGAAUGAGACCAUAACCCAGUUCCUGCAGCUCUGUAUCUUCCCACGCUGCUGUUUCACUGCCAGUGAUGCAGUCUACUGCGCAGAGUUCAUACACAUUCUACACAGCCUGAAGACACCCAACUUCUCAACACUCAUUUGCUAUGAUCGGAUAUUCUGUGAUAUAACCUACACGGUUUCUUCGUGCACUGAAAACGAAGCCCAAAGGUACGGGAGGUUCCUGUGUGCUGCCCUGGAGACUGUCAUGAGGUGGCAUAGCAACAAGGAAUUCUAUGACAAGGAGUGUGGCACGUACCCCGGGUUUGUGACUGUGUUCAGAAAAGGAGAGAACUCCAACACAAAGGCCGACCAGCUUGACUUUGAGAACUACAGGCAUGUCUGUCACAAGUGGCACUUCCGCAUCACCAAGGCCAUGGUCGCCUGCAUUGAGUCUGGCAAUUACAUACAGAUCAGGAAUGCACUCAUUAUUCUCACCAAGAUCCUGCCCCACUACCCCCGUAUACUGCAGUUCGGGUCUCCACUGGAGCGCAGGGUGGACAGGCUGAAACAGGAGGAAAAGGAGAAGAGGCCGGACCUGUUUGCCCUGGCCAUGGGAUAUUCUGGCCAGCUGAAGGCAAAAAAGAGCACCUGGGUGCCUGAACACGAGUUUCAUGUCAGGGAUAAAGAGAAGAAGCAGGGAGCCGGGUCAUCCCAGAGUGUGAGUGCUCAGAGCAGCCUGGAACCAGUGGGGGGCAAGAUCGAGGCCCUCAAUGGGAAAGACAAACCCGCCAAGCUGCUCAAUGGAGACAAGAAUGGUCCAGUGAAAGAUAAAGACAUGAAGAGGACCAAGUUGACAGAGAAGACGGUGGAGAAGUCAAAGUCUGAGGAGAAGGUGAAGGUCACUGCUGGAGCAGAGUCGAGAGCUGGUACAGAGUCCAAGAAGUCAGCCAGUGAGACAGAUAGAAGGGAGGAGGCCACAGCAGGGCAAGAUUUAGACAGGGUUAAAGUAGAUGCAAAAUCAGAUAAAAAAGACGACAAGACCAAUAAGAAAGAUGACAAAGUUGUGGUAAAAGAGAAAAUAAGCAAGUCAAAGGAUGACAGGGUCGAUGGUAAAGUCAAGGUAAAGAAGGAGCAGGACACUAAGGAUGACUCUAGGAACAUUGUCACUCCCCUGAAACUGAAGGUUAAGGUCAAGGAAGAAAAGGUGGAGGAACCGGAGGGCCCAAAGAUUGAGAGGAUGGAGAAGAGGGGCAAGAGUAAGGAGAGGGUGUCCGAGGGGCAGGUCAGGGGUAAGGGGGACAGGGAAGGGGACAGCCAUGACGGGAAAGUGAAGUCAAAGGAGAUUAAGGAGAAAGAAGAGGAACUGCAAGCAAGACUGGAAAGAAUCAAGAACGAAAAGUCACGAGAGAAGGAAGCACGUCGAGAGAAGCAGGAGAGGAAGAAGAGGAGUCACAGCCCGGAGGAAGCAGCAGCGGGUGGCAGCGCUGGAUCGCGGGACCAGGAGGAACCAGACUGGGAGCCAGCCAACACUACCACCAUCACUACGGGCCACCACAACAGGCACACACCGGACGUCUCACCAAGGCACCCGGACGAGAGAGAUUCCAAACGGAGGAAAACUGAUGUUGGUGCAUCUGGGUCAAAGGAGGACACGGGAUUAAUGCCUAAAUCCCGCCACAGACAUAGUGCUUCCCCAGAAAGGGACCGGGAUCGUGAAAGGAAGGAGAAAAAGAGGAGGAAGGAAGCAAAAGCCACCUUCAAUGAUGCUGAUUCUUCUCAUUCAAAUAGUUUUGAUUACGAGGAAAGAACGGACAAUGAUGCAGCUGUUUACCAGCCCAAGAAACGUAGAAGUCUGGAAACUCCAGUUCGCUCAAGCAAGCAGAAUGGUGACUCUGAUGAGAGACGGAAAGAGGAAUACGACCGUGACCUGGAGGACGGACAUGCACGCGCAGGCUCCAGCAGGAAGGGGGCGAGAGAUGACGAGCAUGAACAUGAGAGGUCAGAAAGCAAGGACAGGGAAAGGAAAAAGGACAGAUCAUUGAGCAAGCGGUCAAAGAAAUCUUGAAGACUGAAGAUGUACCAUUUUGUGAAAAUGGAGUGUAUCAACAUUGCCAGAUUCUUGUUAUGGACUCUGAAUUGCCUCUAUAACAGCUCAACAACUUUCUGGAAUAAUGUUGAUUGUUUGCAAUUCUAUUUAGAUGUACU